Molecule: messenger RNA, 348 nt
Organism: Alternaria arborescens
Lineage: Eukaryota; Fungi; Ascomycota; Dothideomycetes; Pleosporales; Pleosporaceae
Exons: 1
Coding region: 1-348 (115 amino acids)
Source: RefSeq, a predicted model, not a curated record
AUGAAGUUCCUCACUCUCAUCGCCGCUGUUGGCACUCUCGCUGGCUUCGCUGCCGCCGGUCCAGCUGAGCCUCUCCACGUACGAGCACCUUCGGAUCUGCCAAUCGAUGCUAGGUCGCCUCAAGAGGGAGCCGGUGAUGUGAACACUUGGUUCAAGGACAGGUUCUGCGCCUCAGGCUAUGCUUCUUGCGGCAAAGCAGGAACUAAUGGCGACCCGGGAAACCGAUGCGCUAUGGAAUGCAAGAACUUCGCUGGAGGCGCCCCUCUUGGGCACUGCCAAUGCGGUACAGGGUGGUACCCAGAUGAGUGCAUCACUCUUGGAAAGUACUUGGGUCGCCACAGGUGCUAA